AUACAACAUCUUUUUCGUGGUUGAAUUCGUAUGUUUGUAUCAAAACAGUUUCCCUCAUUGAAAUAAAAAUAAAGUUUAGAUUGAUUUACAGGACAAAUUUGAUUACAAAUUGCUAUCCUAUCUCGCGUCGUAGCCAUGGACAGUAAAACAUGUUUUAUGUGUGGUCAGAAUUCAGCGACAUUACACCUAACAUCGGAUUGUAGAGAUGGAUCGUCGGACCUUGGCAUCGGCCACAUUAUCUGUCAGCACUUUUGGUUUCAGGAAGAUGUCCUCCAAUCAGCCACCAUCUGUGAUCCAUGCUGGGACAAAGUGGACCAAUUCCACCGCUACUAUCAAGAGGUGAAGCAGUACCAUGAGCAAUUACUGGAAUCGAAUGCGAUUUUCAUCAAACAGGAGGAGACUGAGUUCGAGGCUGAAGAAAUCGAGCUGUUUGGUGGUGGGAUAGAUUUACAGCUGGAUGAUGGGACCCUUUCCGGAAAGGAUAGUAAAGUCGAGGUUGAAGAAGCUGCUACCCAAUCAGCGAUCGAAGAUGAUCACGUUGAUGAGAACUCAACCACUCCCAAAAAAGCUAAAAAACCGUCACUUACUGAACAGAGGCGUCAGGAGGAUGCUUUCAUCAACCAGCAUAGAUCCUACAAUUGUGACGAAUGUCCGGAAAAAUUCAAAAUUUUCUCUUCGAUCCUUCGCCAUGUGAGCACCGCGCACGGCCAGUCAUCCAUCAAGUGCUGCAAUAUCCGGUUCAGUAGUCGAUGCUUCCUGUUGCAGCACGUUCAGGCCGUGAUCAAUCCCGAUGCUUUCAAGUGUGAAAUUUGCGGCAAAUCGUACCCGUUCCAUGAGAGAUACAUUCGUCACAAACUGCAAGUUCACCCAACAGAAGAUCAACUCAUAUUCAAAUGUGAUCGUUGCCCGAAAAGCUUUACUUCGCGAAGCUUGCUAAAGCGUCACAUAGCGAGACACACCAUGCUGGAGAAUGAGGAAGCCAAAUGCGACGUAUGUGGCAAGUGCUUCCGAUCGAAGAUAUCUCUGAGAGAUCACAAGGAUGCCAUUCACGAGAAGAAAGCCAACUACAUCUGUGAGAUUUGCUCGAAACCGUUUUUGAAGCACCAGGUUUUCCUGGAGCAUCGUCAAACUCACGAUUUUACCGAGGGGCAGCUGAAACGGCAGUGUCCCAUUUGUAAAAAGUGGCAAAAGAAUCACCGUAACUGGAAGAAACACAUGGAUCGACACGAGAGGGCUGGAUCGUACAAGUGCGACCAAUGCGAUCACGUUUCCGUGAAUGCGAACGCGCUGAAGCAGCACGUGGAACGGCGACAUAGGAGGCAAAAGCUAGCCUGCGAUCUGUGCGGGAAGGAGUACUCGGGGGCGGUCACAUUGAAGGAGCACAUCGCCAAUGCCCACACGGGACAACCGUUGUAUCAGUGCUCGUUUUGCGACCGGAGCUUCUUCUCCAAUGCCAGUAUGUACGCGCACAGGAAGAAAGCGCAUCCGAAGGAGUGGCAGGAAUGUACGAAGGCUAAGUAUGGCAAUAAGGAAGCCGGAGAAGGGGUGGAGGAAUAUUUGGGUUAGUAUUGAAUUGUUUUUCUUCCGGCUCUGGUUUUACUGCUUAAAAUUAUUACAAUAAAGCUGUAACAUUUUCUAA
Molecule: messenger RNA, 1639 nt
Organism: Aedes albopictus (Asian tiger mosquito)
Lineage: Eukaryota; Metazoa; Arthropoda; Insecta; Diptera; Culicidae
Product: transcription factor grauzone-like
Exons: 2
Coding region: 136-1566 (476 amino acids)
Biological process (GO): regulation of DNA-templated transcription
Cellular component (GO): nucleus
Molecular function (GO): zinc ion binding; DNA-binding transcription factor activity, RNA polymerase II-specific; RNA polymerase II cis-regulatory region sequence-specific DNA binding
Source: RefSeq, a predicted model, not a curated record